AUGUCAGUUCUACGUUUCAGCUCUCCAAAGGCUGCGCUGACAAAUAAUUCUUGUUCUUGGAAAUUUCAUGAAUAUAUUCCAAGUGCUUGGGAAACAUAUUGGUUUUCUAAUAUUGACAAAUUUCAAUAUGAAGUUUGUUCUAUUCUUGCACGUUCUGAUCAAGUUAAUAUAACUAUUGAUGUUCUUCUUCGUAUUAUAUCAUUCCAAAAAGAAAUAUUUGAUACAAAUAGUCAACGAAUGUCUAUUGAUAAUCAAUUUUCAAAGAUGCAUUAUCGUGGAAUAUGUUCAAAUAAAGAAUAUAAUGCUAGUCAAUUAAUUGAACCAUUAGUUGGUCUUAUUCGUGAUCCGUUAACAAUGUGUCCUCAUAUUCCUUCUGUUUCAUCGAAUCUUUAUCUUCAUGGUGAAUUUGCUCUUCAAUCAAAACGUUUCCUUCUUCUUGCACCUUCAUCAUCAUUUCAGAUCGAUCCAUCUUUAACAAUAAAUAUUGCUUCACUGGCACCAUGGCUUUAUACAUCUGGUUCACAAAAAAUUCUUAUUGAUAUUGGAAGUUCAUAUUUUAAAAGUCGAAAUGAAAAUACAGCUGAAAUUGGUACAAAAUGGUUUUAUGAUUAUUUUAAAGAAAAAUCAAUUCGAUUUAAUCGUAUUAUUGCUUAUGAAUAUGAAAAAUUAGAAACUCGUCGUGUUUGGGAUGAACUUCCUGAUGAUGUUUAUUCAAUUUAUACAUUUAUUAAUGUUGGUGUUGAAGUAGAAAUGGAAAAAUUUAAUCCUUGGAAAAUGCUUGAAGCUAUAGCUAAACCUGAUGAUUAUGUUGUAAUCAAACUCGAUAUUGAUAAACCACCAUUAGAAAGUGCAUUAAUGAAACAAUUAUUAGGUAAAAAGAAUCCAGCAAAAUAUUUAAUAGAUGAAUUAUUUUUUGAAAAACAUAUUUCUGAUAAUCGUAAAUCUAAAGAAGAUAAACUAAAAGAUUCGUAUGAAUUAUUUACAAAAUUACGGCAGUAUGGUAUUCGAAUGCAUGGAUGA
This is a messenger RNA of Rotaria sp. Silwood2, 1020 nucleotides long. The record is from the annotation of a GenBank genome assembly. Lineage: Eukaryota; Metazoa; Rotifera; Eurotatoria; Philodinida; Philodinidae.